Messenger RNA from Zasmidium cellare ATCC 36951, 1548 nucleotides. RefSeq lists its product as uncharacterized. The transcript has a single exon. Gene Ontology annotation, molecular function: RNA binding. Bases 1 to 1548 code for a protein of 515 amino acids. The record is from RefSeq and is a predicted model, not a curated record. Gene Ontology annotation, biological process: regulation of alternative mRNA splicing, via spliceosome; mRNA cis splicing, via spliceosome. Gene Ontology annotation, cellular component: catalytic step 2 spliceosome; U2 snRNP; U2-type prespliceosome. Lineage: Eukaryota; Fungi; Ascomycota; Dothideomycetes; Mycosphaerellales; Mycosphaerellaceae.
AUGGCCGCCGCCAACGGCGAGGACACCACGGACGACAUCGCCAAGCGAGUCCCGACUGGCACCGUGCUGCCCCCGCGAGGCGUGCGCGACACCAUCGAGAAGGUCGCCGCCUAUGUCGCUCGCAAUGGAAAGCCGUUCGAAGACAAACUGCGCGAGAAGAACGCCGCCAACACAUCCUAUCUCGACCCUGAAGACGAGUACUAUCCAUACUACGAGUGGCGCCUCGCCGAGAACAAGGCUGGCCGCGGCCUGGAUACCAACAAGAGUCUCACUCGGAAGACGGAUGUCGGAUUCGAAGGCAAGGCCGUCUACGUGCCACCUCAACCAACCGAGUUCCAGUUCAGUGCCCGCAUGCCCACCAUCAGCGCUCAGGAUCUCGAGAUCGUGAAGUUGACGGCUCUGUUUGCAGCUAAGAAUGGUAGAAGCUGGAUCACGGGGCUGAGCCAGAAAGAGGCGGGCAACUACCAGUUUGACUUCUUGCGACCUCAGCAUUCGCUCAACAUGUAUUUCAACCGUCUGAUGGAGCAGUACAAGGAUUUGCUGGAUGGCGAGACGGAGAACGAUGGUGCAUCACAGAAGAAGCGUAUGGCAGAGCUGGAAAAGAACAUCACCAACCGCUUUCACGUCCUGGACAGCGCAAAGCAGAGAGCCGAGUACCACAAGUAUCUCGAGAAGCAAAAGGUGGACAAGGAAGAGAAGGCCGAGGCGGAUCGCAUCGCCUUUGCGCAGAUUGACUGGCACGAUUUCCUCGUUGUGGCGACUGUCACUUUUGACGAGAACGACGAGACAGCUGAAAUGCCACCACCAAAGACACUGAAUGACAUGAUGUCGCUCAGUCUUGAGCAAAAGGCCAACAUGACCAUCGAUGCAAACAGACGUCUGGAGGAAGCAAUGCCCUCGCUCGACGACUACAACGAAUUCUACGGCCAGCAGCCCCAGUAUCCUGCUGCUCAGGUCAUCACCCCGUACCCUCCACCUUCCGCCUCCCCUCCACAGGCAUCGCCAUAUUCGCUUCCUACAGAGACGCCUUCGCUGGCGGUCGAGCGAGAGCAGGCACGAGCUGCAGCGAAGCGAGCCAACCAGCAGGCCCGUGUGCGAACCGACUACGUCCCCCAAGCUCAGCGCCGGAACCAGCAACAAAACACCUCCAUUUGCUCCAUCUGCAAGCAAGCGAUUCCGAACGAAGAGAUGGAGCAACAUAUGCGUAUCGAAAUGCUGUCACCAGAGUGGCGUGAGCAGAUGGCCAAGAACCAGCAGCGCAGCUCAACCACGAACUUGUCCACUGCAGAUGUUGCCAACAACCUCAAGCGACUGGCGUCACAGCGUGCCGAUCUCUUCGACUCCGUCACCGGCAAUCCUAUCACCGAGGAAGAGGCGGCUCGGCGGAAGCGUGCUGAGCAGGGAGCGUAUGACGGCGUUAGUCAGAUCCCCAACGCGGCUGCUCUCGGCGCAAUGGGCCAGCAGCCUGGAGGUACAUAUCCUCCAGGCACCGAGCGACCGAAUGUGGAAGACCAGAUUCGGUACAUCCAUGACAAGUACAAGAAGUGA